AUGGCAGUUUAUUUGGACGAUGGUGCCGUAGCUGAAUCAUUGCGACUCCACAAGGCACCUAUAUUAGAAAGAUUGACUAUAAAACUCGGUCCACAUUGUCCUGUUAAUGCUAACGUGGGAAAGUGGAUUGGAAAUGCGGUUGAUCGCAGGGUUUUUGUAGAUGUUUCUUCUCCGGUAUGCCUCCCACCUCUCAAACGUCUUCUCCUUGUCUUUGUGGUAUACAAAGAUGAUGAUUAUGUUGUUAGGCUCUUAUCGAGUUGUCCUAUUCUCGAAUAUUUGUAUGUGUUGCAACAUGAGCAAGACAAUGUGACAAAGUUUAGUGUAAAAGUUCCAUCUUUAGAGACUUUAAUAUAUUUUUAUCGGAAAGCAAAAGUACUUGACGAGGAAGAUAUUGGAAGAUCUUUGGCCAUAGAUUCUAAGAUUUUAAAGAAAUUCUUCAUCGCAGAUUAUUCUACAAACUCGUGCUCGAUUGAGAACAAACCUAGCUUUGAUAAAGCAGUUAUCUACGUUUAUAGUUACCCUGAUGACAAAUUUAUGAGAUCUCUUUCCUCAGUCAGAUAUCUCGAGAUACGUCUAAGCGUUGCAACGAAACCGAAUGAUAUUCCUCCAUGCUUGUCAACCAAACUCAAGAUCUUUGAGUGGAAAGAAUAUGGAGCGACAAGCGAAGAGAAACAAGUGUUAAGUUACAUUCUUGCCAACUCCAAAUGUUUAAAGAGAGCUGGAAUCUCUUUGAAAUCAACCUGGAAAUGGAAUAAAAAGAAGAUAAUGAAGGAGUUGAAAUCCAUGUAUAGGAUAUCAACAACAUCUCAGCUUCUCUUCUCCACUCAACUGGAGUUUAAGCCUUUGUGGACUCCAUUUAGAAACAACGUAACUAACCUCAAAAUUGGAGUUUGA
Messenger RNA from Arabidopsis thaliana (thale cress), 894 nucleotides. RefSeq names its product FBD / Leucine Rich Repeat domains containing protein. The record is from RefSeq and is marked reviewed. The coding region runs from base 1 to 894 and encodes 297 amino acids. Lineage: Eukaryota; Viridiplantae; Streptophyta; Magnoliopsida; Brassicales; Brassicaceae. The transcript is spliced from 4 exons.